GUUCGCCUCCGCGCCCCUGCUUCGACGAGCGAACGUUUUCAUCUUCAUCGACAGUCGCCAUCCAUCCGCCAUCGCCCAGUAGUAACGUGCAUUGACCUGCAAGGCGUCCAUCGCGUUUGGCAUCUCGGUGUUGUUGUUUCCGGCCGAUCUUUGACUUUCUCUAGAAACUACCUGUGCCAGUGCGCCCGCUGUGCCUCAUUGUUGUGUGCGACAGAUUGUUGCCACCUGGUGCUAGCGACGAUAGCGUUGAGAUAGACAAUAGGGACUGGGAAAGGCUAGCGAACGGUGAUUUCGCAGGUUCGAGGAAUUUCGAGGAUAUUUUUAAGGCUGGGCAUAGGAGGUGGAAUUGAGCAUUCUAUUCUACGGGCUGCUGCCGAGUGUACUCCUUACUGAUUUAGCCCGUUGAGUUGUUUGAACGGUUUGCGUUGAUUUGAUCUUUUUGAGGUACAAGAAGAAAUUUAAUACGUUUUUUAUUUGCCUGACAAAAAGUGCAAGCAAGUUGCAAAGAGCAAGGAAGAAAAAAAGAAGAACAAAUAUCACUUUUUACUACAGCUCCCAUCCUGAACACUUUGACAUCCGCAGUAGCGGACAGCAACAUCAUACGCAUCUUGAUAGGCAAUCACAUCGCCGCGCCCUUCUCGACAAGGCAUCUCUAUCUGCAUUGCCCUCAGCUCUGCUGUGCAAGUUGCGACCAUGGCAUCCUCAGUGUUUUUCAAGUUCAAAUCGCAGCGAGAGCCAACAAGAGUAGAAUUUGACGGAACUGGUAUCUCAGUCUUCGAGCUGAAGCGUGAAAUUAUUAUCAAGAGUGGCCUAGGUGACGGGACAGACUUUGAUCUCUUUAUCUAUACCGACGACAAUAGUGAAGAGUACGACGAUGACACCACUAUCAUCCCCCGAUCGACGACUGUCUUGGCCCGGCGCCAGCCAGCUAUGAAACCAGGUGCUGGCCGUGCAGCACGAUAUAUGUCUGGUAAAAUGCCUGUAGCAGCAAAGAAUGCUGGCAGAAAAGAGCAAGCGGCGAAGGCCGGAUUGGGCAAGACGGGUACUACCGCACUGAAUCAGAUGUCCUCAGCCAUGACUGAAGAGGAUAAAAUGGCUGCCAUGUUUGCUGCCCAAACUGAACAGUGGUCAGUACAGCAGGAGGAACUCUCUCAUCAAGCGCCAGUCUUCAAGCCAGGGGCGAAACGGCCUGCCAAUGUCCCAGAUCAUGAGCCGCCAAAUGGUUAUAUUUGCUAUCGAUGUGGGCAAAAGGGCCACUGGAUCCAGCUUUGUCCAACAAAUGACGACCCAGACUUUGAUAAUCGUCCACGUGUCAAGAGGACUACGGGUAUCCCGCGAUCCUUUUUGAAAACAGUUGAUAAAUCAGUAGUGAUGGCACAAACUGAAGGCGAUGAAUCCAAACGGCCUGCCGGCAUCAUGGUUAAUGCUGAGGGCGAUUUUGUAAUUGCUGAGCCAGACAAAGCUUCGUGGGAGCGCUUCCAGGCGAAAACAAAAUCUUCUUCAAAUGCGAAAGAUGACAUGGCGACUAAAGAAAUUCAGGAUCGUGGCUUAGAAUGCCCCAUAGAUAAGAAGAUGUUGAUCGAACCAACGAAAGCUCCUUGCUGCCAGAAAACAUUCUGCAAUGAUUGCAUCACAAAUGCAUUGAUGGAGAGUGAUUUUGUUUGCCCGAUCUGCCAAACCGAAGGAGUCUUACUUGACGACUUAGAACCCGACUUGGAGUCAGCCAAGAAGAUCCAAGAAUUCAUCAAGGAGAAGGAGCUCGAGAAGGAGGCUGCUGCUGAUGCCGCAAAGGAGGCUGCUCAGGAAAGCUCAAUUGUUUCCCCCAAACCAGAAGACAAGUCUGAUACCACCGACCCUACAACAGCCACUGAAUUAGUCGACAAACCAGCUGUCGUAGAAGACAGCCAAAACAAACAUUCUACCGAAGAAACCACCACAGAUGCUGUGGAAAAGUCUGAAAAAGCAGAAGGACAGCCAGUAGAGGCGGCUACCGCACCUGUAACAUCACCAUCUCCCAAGUCCGACGACACGUCACAAGCCAAAGCUGCACCAGAGGCGCCUCAGGCGAUUUCAAAGAAACGAGCGGCUGAUGAUGCUCUGGAAAAUCCGAAGAUACCCAAAGGGCCUCGAGCAAUGCAGAACCAAACCGGUCAAAAUCAGAUGAACAUGAUGAAUGGUAUGCCCAUGAAUGGUAUGGGCAUGAACAACAUGAUGUUUAAUGGUAUGCCAAUGAUGCCCAAUAUGAUGGGUAUGCCCAAUAUGAACAUGGGUAUGAACAUGAUGGGUAUGCCUAAUAUGAAUAUGAUGGGUAUGCCGAUGAUGGGCAUGCCUGGGUUUGGAAAUAUGAAUGGCGGUUUUGGUAAUGCUAUGAACAAUUGGGGCAUGAACAACAUGAAUGGGAUGGGCAUGGGUAUGCCUAAUAUGAACAUGAAUAUGAACAAUGGUGGCAACAACUUCAACAAUAAUAAUAAUAACGGCAACAACGGCAAUGGCAAUUAUAACAAUUACGGGGGUAACCAACGGCCACCCCAACAGUCUCAACAGCAAGGCGAAGAGGACGACGGCGGUGCCUAUUUCCGCAACCCUGUGAAUCCUCAGCGUUUCCAAAGCAAGCAGCGCCGUGUGCGCCCAAGCGAUUACACCGAGCUGUAGAUUAUUAAAGGCAGGGUAAAUGUUAGCUUUGGGAGAAGGGGGUUCACGUUUGUGGUACUGUGCUGGGCAUUGAAGGGCAUCAUCAUGCAUCUAUUGGCGUUUUUCUCUAUUUGUUUUGUAGAAGCUAUGAGCGGCUGGCUUCAUAGCUUAGUUUAAAUAUCAAAGCCUCAAUGUAUUAAAUUCGAUUU
Molecule: messenger RNA, 2840 nt
Organism: [Torrubiella] hemipterigena
Lineage: Eukaryota; Fungi; Ascomycota; Sordariomycetes; Hypocreales; Clavicipitaceae
Source: the annotation of a GenBank genome assembly